CUGCGCUCUUUCAGCGGCGGCAGGGUUCUAUACCUGAGGGCUCAGGGUCUGUUUGUCGCCUCCAGAACAUGAAAUCUGACUUUAAAUGAUCAGCACAGCGCCAGGAAAAAAAUAUGACGCAUUACCUGUCAUAACGUGGUUUUAAUAAAUGAAAUGUUAUUCUAAAGCUCGAGAUAUCGGUUUAAAGUCGCAAUUUAUCGAUCUCUGUGAUUAUUAAUCAUUUAUAUCAGUGCAGAAAACCAUACAGGUCGGUGCCAGCGUCAUCGUAAUCUUGGAGGCAGCGGAUCAUCUGCCUCCAUCUCACCUGCAUCCUCCUCUGUCACACCAACCUCUGCAUGGCCUCCAUGUCGCAGUGUCCAAACCAUCUCAGCCUCCUGUCUCUUACCUGUGUCUCCACCUGAGCUCUCUCUCCGAUCCACCUCCACACUCCUGCCUUGCUUUCCUUCCACCUGGUCUCUCCCUCCACACACCUUCCUCCUCCUCUGUCGAUACUUGGCAGUAGGAUAUUUUCCACCUGCACCUUGCUAACUUUGAGUUGUAUCCAUUUCCAAAUGGAUAGAAAACAAAAGCUAAAAGGGUAACGACGACCACCUCCGGAGCUGCAGUGAGGAGGAGGAGGAGGAGGAUGAUCUGCUUUGGGAAAAAUAUAAUUUUUAGGGUGUAACAAUGGGAACGUGUUUGUGUUUGGCUCACAGGCUGUGAGGAGGCCAGUCGUGACACGGGGGCGGUUUAUUUUAGGAAAAACUUCACUCACAUUUCAUCGGGGUCUGUAUCUUUGGUUAGAAAUAUCAGGAUCUGGUUUGAUGGGAUUCAUCCUCAGGUCCUGUUCCAGCAGCGCUCACAACUCCACCUCAGACCACCAGAGAGGAAGAGGAGGAGGAGGAGGAGGAAGAGGAGAACAGGCUGAAACGGAAACGAGAUGAUGCGGACAGAAAAGAGGAAGAGGAGGAGAAGGAGGAGGAGGUCAAGAAAGUUUGUAAAGAAGGUCUUCAGCUGUUCCACCACAAUGCCUCCCGGUGCUCAGAGCGUACGUGGCGGCGAGGCGUGGCGAGCGGGAGGAGAUGCAGGACGCUCACGUGCUGCUGCCGGACAUGAGCAGCUGUCUGUCUGCGCUGCCAGGAAACGUGUCUCGAGUGUCGUACUUUGCCGUGUUCGACGGUCACGGCGGUGCUCGAGCUUCUCGAUUUGCCGCUGAGAAUCUCCACCACAUUCUGGCCAAGAAGUUCCCCAGAGGAGAUGCUGAAAAUGUGGACAAGCUGAUUAAGAGGUGUCUCCUGGACACGUUUAAGCAGACCGACGAAGACUUCCUGAAGAAGGCCUCCAGCCAGAAGCCGGCGUGGAAGGACGGCUCCACGGCUACCUGCGUGCUGGUGGUGGACGACAUGGUGUAUGUGGCCAACCUGGGAGACAGCAGGGCGGUGUUGUGUCGGAUGGAGGCAGCGGCAGACGGGCAGAGGAGGGCGGUGACUUUGGCUCUCAGUAAGGAGCACAACCCGACCAUCUAUGAGGAGAGGAUGAGGAUCCAGAGAGCCGGCGGCACCGUCAGGGACGGCCGGGUGCUUGGCGUCCUCGAGGUGUCUCGCUCCAUCGGGGACGGUCAGUACAAACGCUGCGGAGUCAUUUCGACCCCUGACCUGAGGAGGUGUCAGCUCACACCCAAUGACAGGUUCGUCAUCCUGGCCUGUGACGGCUUGUUCAAAGUGUUCUCGGCCGAUGAAGCCGUAAAGUUCGUCCUCGAUGUCCUCCAGGAGGAGAGCGCAGAGCAGAGGGCGGGGCUGAUGGAGGGCGAGCAGCGGUUUGAGGCCGCCUGCCAGCAGCUGGCCGGCGAGGCGGUCAGACGAGGCUGCGCCGACAACGUCACUGUGAUCCUGGUUUCUAUUGGCUGCUGAUCACGCAUCAUCCUCGUCAUGGUUUCAGUGUAGCUGUUGUAACGUCUGCUUCUU
Archocentrus centrarchus (flier cichlid) is the source of this 1943-nucleotide messenger RNA. RefSeq names its product integrin-linked kinase-associated serine/threonine phosphatase (gene ilkap). Gene Ontology annotation, biological process: protein dephosphorylation. The record is from RefSeq and is a predicted model, not a curated record. Gene Ontology annotation, molecular function: protein serine/threonine phosphatase activity; cation binding. Lineage: Eukaryota; Metazoa; Chordata; Actinopteri; Cichliformes; Cichlidae. The transcript has 9 exons. Bases 1062 to 1889 code for a protein of 275 amino acids.